UGAAAUAUCAUUAACAGUGUGAAGCCCAAGUGCGAUAGGUGUGAAGAAACCGGCGAACAGCAAGUGGAAGUUUAAAAAUUCUUCGUGAAAAUCAUAUUUAAAAUAAUUAUAAAUACUCAAAGUACUUCAAAAAACCAAAGUGCGUAAGAUGGCAACAAAAUCUCUGCUCUCCUUGUUGUUGGCAACAAUUGUCAGCAGCGCCUUAGCGCAAUCGCCUGUGGACUGGCAGCCAUUGCUCGACCAGCAAAACUUGGCCCUACGCCAGGUGGUGCAGACAAUGCAAAUGACCCGUGGCGCAGCCGUCGGAGCUGAGGAAACCGAUGCCUGUUUCGAUUGGUAUUUGGAUAAUCAGACGGCGAUCAAUGAAGUCUACUAUAAGGAGUACAACGAUUGCAAAAAUACGGCAACGGCGGCAAAGAAAUUGCUUUCGGAGCAAAGUGCUUUGGAACGUCAAGAUCUUUUGGAUGAUGGUCACUCACUUUGCUCAUCGUUGGCUGCUUGUGAAAAGAUCUCCGAUGGUCUGGAGUUUUUCCAAUGCUACAAUAAGGCGUCUGACGAUAACAGCCCGAAAUUGUUUAACAUGUCCGUCACAUCGGAGCGCGUCGCUAACAAAUUGACAAUUUCAUAUCAAACCAUUAACGACACCGAACGUGUGUGUACUACUAACGCGCGUGUUAAGAACGUGAAUGACUUAAGUGUUAGUAGAGCGUAUCUAAAUGAUUGUUUAAUUGGAGAGUGGAGCCCACCAGAAGGUGCCGAUCAGUCAAAUGAAAGCCGGAUGUUACUCAAACAGGACCCUGAGCCAAUCGCUCGCAUGCUAGCGUUUAAAAACAAUAGACUGAUUGUAGGCGCAUGAGUCGCAAAAGAAAGAAUGUUAUAGAGUAAUACUUAUUUAUAAUUUAUAAAUUUUUAUAAUAAAUAAAAA
Messenger RNA from Bactrocera dorsalis (oriental fruit fly), 925 nucleotides. RefSeq lists its product as uncharacterized. The transcript has 2 exons. Bases 149 to 856 code for a protein of 235 amino acids. NCBI's taxonomy places the organism in Eukaryota, Metazoa, Arthropoda, Insecta, Diptera, Tephritidae. The record is from RefSeq and is a predicted model, not a curated record.